GAAUCGAGUCUUUGCUAAGGAUUCUGUGAUGGGUCGCGAGAGCAAUUCGACAAUUGUCACCACGGCCAAUGGGAAGAUAAGGACCACAGCAGCGACAACUCUUGCACCAAGAUUUCGAUUCCACCCGAUUGAUGAAGAGCUGGUCAACAACUACCUCAAGAGGAAGAUUUUGUCUAAACCCGUGAGGUUUAAUGCCAUUGGUGAGGUCGAUAUCUACAAGCACGAGCCUUGGAACCUCGCGGGUAGUCUUCUAUUUCUCCCUUUUAUCUAUCUGCUCAUUUCCCAUUUGUGUUUGCUCUUCUGCUUGUUUAUUGUUCUACCAUGCUCCGAUAUGCUUCUUUGAGUUUCUGCUUCUCCACGCCCAAAUUUGGAUACAGCGUCCGGGUCUGCUCGACCCAAUUACUGGUUCUGUAAUGUUUCAUAAGGUUGAAUGAGAGGAAUCUAAUGUUGAUGGAGGAGAUUAUACACGCCACCAAAAAGGGUACCAGGUUGUUGGACAUGUUAGGUUUUAGAGAUGAGGCGCAUUCUAGAUCUG
Rubroshorea leprosula is the source of this 535-nucleotide messenger RNA. Lineage: Eukaryota; Viridiplantae; Streptophyta; Magnoliopsida; Malvales; Dipterocarpaceae. The record is from the annotation of a GenBank genome assembly.